Molecule: messenger RNA, 517 nt
Organism: Paramecium sonneborni
Lineage: Eukaryota; Ciliophora; Oligohymenophorea; Peniculida; Parameciidae
Source: the annotation of a GenBank genome assembly
AUGAUUUCUAAAAAUGAAGAUAAUUUUACAGAUAAUGUAUAAGAUGAAAGAAAAUAUUAUGAAAGUGAUGAGGAUAUUUAACCAUUAAAGGUAUUAGAUUAAAAUAAUGAAAAGGUAGGAGAUAUGAUUUAGAAUCGAUUUUUAAUUAGUCAGAAAAUUGGAGAAGGUUCAUUUGGUAGUGUUUUCAAAGUUCUUGAUAGAAAUAAUAAUAAUGCAGCUUGGGCAAUGAAGGUUGAAGCAGAUGAUGAUGAAAAUAGCUUAUUAGAGAGAGAAAUAAAAGUGUUAAUUGAAUUAAGGUAAAAUUAUAUGAUCCAAUAUUAGAAAAUAGUAAGGUUUUCCAUAAAUAAAAUUUUAUGGAUAAGAAAGGGGAUAUACUUAUUGUAUAAUGACAAUGUUAGGGAAAAACUUAGAAUAAAUUUUUAGAAAGUUAGGAGGUGUGAUGAAUAUGGCCACUGUUAUAAGAUUAGCCAUUUAAGUAAGUAAAAUAAAAUGAUAUUAGCUUAACAGAUGAUAGAUA